Messenger RNA from Rhinocladiella mackenziei CBS 650.93, 1437 nucleotides. RefSeq lists its product as uncharacterized. Gene Ontology annotation, biological process: cellular response to pH. Bases 1 to 1437 code for a protein of 478 amino acids. Gene Ontology annotation, cellular component: plasma membrane. Lineage: Eukaryota; Fungi; Ascomycota; Eurotiomycetes; Chaetothyriales; Herpotrichiellaceae. The record is from RefSeq and is a predicted model, not a curated record. The transcript has a single exon.
AUGCCCUUCCCAUUCGUGAUCUCCACUACAUCUAAUAUCUCAUUCCAAUCCAGCCUCGCCUCAUCCACCCAUCCCUCCCUCCCCAGCUCAGCAACAUCUCAACGCGCUAUCCUCCGCGCUGCAUUGAAAAGCCACAAGAGACUUUCUCCGUCUGACCAGGCAAAUAACCUAUUAGCACUAGCCUCCGCCAUUCAAAAUUACCUACGCUACCUUCUGACUCUGGAUCUUGCACUGUCUGGCAAACCUAUUGCUGGCGAGGAAGUCGACAUCACAUUGGCGAAAGAGCCCGAGAUCGAAUGGCGACCUACACUCAGUUCGAGUCCCAUUCCUGGCCGUGAGAAUGAACGUGUCAAAGGCAAAGGACUCGAUUAUGAAAUUUUCUUCGUCCAUCAUACUUUAGCCCUGGUCCAGAAUUUAAUUGCCCGACACUCGCUACUGGGAUUAUACGCGUCCGUCAAUCCGACGGCAGAACAACGGACGGCAUUGAUCCAGAAUGCCACCAAAGCUUUGAAGACGGCAUAUUCUAUACAUUCUUAUCUCCUUCUAAGGACGAAUUCCUCCAGUGAAGGUCCACCUACGUUUCCUCCAAGUGCAGUGGAUGUAUCUAUGGCGGUCCAGUCGGCUUUACAACAUUUAACACAUGCAGAGUUUAAUCUGCUGUGUGUUUUGAAAGAUGAUCCUUACCCAGCUGUACUGAUCCAGUCCAGGAACAAAGACGAUCGAGAAUGGAUGAUUAAAGCUCCUCAGAUUCCCCGGGUUCGUGCUCAAGUGUUGACUCGACUGUGUAUCGGGGCGGCGGAUCACGCGUCUGUUGCUGCGGUUGCGUUGAAAUCAGAAGGAGCGAAGGUUUCAAAAGACUUGUUGGAAUAUUGCGAUGGCAUUCGGCGCGCCGCACGUGCCAAGGCCUGCCGGUUUCAAGCACUCGAUGAGGAUUUCUCUGGAUUCACGGGGAAGGGCAUCGCCUGGUUGCGGGCCGCGAUGAAUGAACUCGGACUUGAAGUGGGCAAAGAUGGCUCCAAGUCAUCCGGCAUGGGGAAAUUGAAGGUUUCGUGGAUGGAACGAAGAGAAGAUAAGAGAAUUGAGAAGGGAAGUGCCAACUGGGGUCUGGACGGGGGCAAGCUUGAAGAAGGUCGGAUUGUGGAGUAUCUUGACCAGAAAAUGAACAAGGAGAACGACACGAUCAAUGUCCAGUUGAUUCCGGAAUGGAAACCGCUGUUGGCGAUGCUGCCAAGUGGGAUGAAUAUGCCGAUUGACGAAAAAUGGAAGUCGAACCUUUUGGAAGAGGAUGAAUUGGCGGCGAUGCGAGCUCCACCUGAAGAUGACAACUUAGGAGAUGGGAUUAGCACGGACGAAGAAGACGGGAAUGGAAAGCAGCCGGUAGGGGCUUUCCCGGGGACACACCGGGAUUAUGGUAGAGAUGGAGCAAGUUAUUAUUGA